AUGCCGGGCGCAUACAAAGGAGAGUGUGGGGACGAAGUGGACCCCAUGCCCUUCCUUGCUCCCACUGAGAAGGAGCGGUUGGAGGCCAUGGCUAAGCCCUAUGACAUCAAGAAGUCCUGUUGGGUGAAGGACGAGAAGGAAGGCUUCAUCGCCGGCGAGAUCCAGUCAGAGCAGGGGGAACAAAUCACUGUCAAGACUGUUAAAAACUCUACCAUCACUGCAAAGAAGGAUGAUGUUCAGCAAAUGAACCCUCCGAAGUUCUAUCAGGCCUCUGACAUGGCUAACCUGACCUUCCUGAAUGAAGCCAGUGUUAUGGACAACCUUCGCCAGCGUUACGUUAAUAUGAGAAUCUAUACGUACUCUGGCUUGUUCUGUGUGACUAUAAACCCCUAUAAGUGGCUCCCCAUCUAUGGGUCUAAAGUUGCCCAAAUUUACAAGGGGAAGAAGCGCAAUGAGGUGCCUCCCCAUCUCUUCUCCAUCUCUGACAAUGCCUAUCAUGACAUGUUGAUGGAGCAUGAAAACCAGUCUAUGCUGAUCACUGGAGAAUCCGGUGCUGGUAAGACUGAGAACACCAAGAAGGUCAUCCAGUACUUUGCCAAUGUCGGAGCCACUGGGGGAAAACAGACAGUGACAGACUCCAAGGGUUCCCUGGAAGAUCAAAUCAUCCAGGCCAAUCCUGUUCUGGAAGCUUUUGGUAAUGCCAAGACUACAAGGAACAACAACUCCUCUCGAUUUGGAAAAUUUAUCCGAAUCCACUUUGGGCCAACAGCUAAGCUGGCUGGUGCAGACAUUGAGAGCUAUUUGCUGGAGAAGUCUCGUGUCAUCUCACAGCAAGCUGCAGAACGUGGCUACCACAUCUUCUACCAGCUUCUCUCAGGGAAAAGGCCAGAACUGAUUGAGGCACUGCUGCUGCAUCCAGACCCCAAACACUAUACUUGGAUCUGCCAGGGGGUGACUGUGGUGGACAAUAUGGAUGAUGGAGAGGAGUUGAUGCUCACUGAUGUAACAUUUGAUGUGCUGGGCUUUACCCUAGAGGAAAAAAUGAGUAUCUACAAGCUGACCGGUGGAAUCAUGCAUUUUGGCAACAUGAAAUUCAAGCAGAAGCCAAGAGAGGAGCAGGCUGAAGUUGACACCACCGAGGUGGCUGACAAAGUCAGCCACCUGAUGGGAAUAAACUCAGGUGACCUGCAGAAGGGAAUCACCAGGCCCCGUGUAAAGGUGGGCAAUGAGUUUGUGACCAAAAGUCAGACCCUAGACCAGUGCAUCUACUCUAUUGGAGCACUGGGCAAAGCCACCUAUGACAGGAUGUUCAAAUGGAUGGUCACCAGGAUCAACAAGACCCUAGACACCAAGAUGCAGCGGCAGUACUUCAUAGGCGUGCUGGACAUUGCUGGCUUCGAAAUCUUUGAGUUCAACAGCUUUGAGCAGCUGUGCAUCAACUUCACCAACGAGAAGCUGCAGCAGUUCUUCAACCACCACAUGUUUGUGCUAGAGCAGGAAGAGUACAAGAAGGAGGGCAUUGAAUGGACCUUCAUUGACUUUGGCCUGGAUCUGCAGGCUUGCAUUGAGCUUCUGGAAAAGCCUAUGGGAAUCUUCUCCAUCCUGGAAGAGCAGUGUGUGUUCCCAAAGGCCACAGAUGCCACCUUCAAGGCUGCCCUGUAUGAGAAUCAUCUGGGCAAGUCCAGCAACUUCAUGAAGCCCAAAGGUGGGAGGAAAGGCCCAGAAGCGCAUUUUGAACUGGUCCACUAUGCAGGCACAGUGGGAUACAAUAUCUCAGGCUGGCUGGAGAAGAACAAGGAUCCCCUGAAUGAGACCGUGGUUGGCCUCUUUCAGAAGUCCACCGUUCCACUGAUGGCUGUCCUUUUCAAAGAGGAGGAGUCAGCCGCCGGGACCAAGAAGCAGAAGAAGGGAGCAUCCUUCCAGACCGUCUCAAACUUCUAUAGGGAGCAGCUGAACAAGCUGAUGACCACCCUGCGCAGCACAGCACCUCACUUUGUGCGAUGCAUCGUCCCCAAUGAGUUUAAACAAUCAGGCGUCUGUGAUGCCCACCUCGUCCUGCAUCAGCUGGCCUGUAACGGUGUGCUGGAGGGGAUCCGUAUCUGCAGAAAGGGCUUUCCCAACAGGCUGCAGUACCCCGAGUUCAAGCAGAGGUACUAUGUCCUGAACCCCAACGUCAUCCCCAAGGGAUUUGUAGACAAUAAAAAAGCAUCAGAGCUGAUUCUGGGUACCCUUGGUUUGGACAACUCAGAAUACAGAAUAGGACACACUAAGGUGUUCUUCCGUGCUGGAGUACUGGCCAAGCUGGAGGACAUGCGAGAUGAGCGGCUCGCAAAAAUCAUGACAAUGCUUCAGGCUCGUUCACGUGGCUUCAUCAUGAGGAUUGAAUUUAAGAAAAUGCUCGAGAGAAGAAUGGCUCUCAUUGCUAUCCAGAGGAACGUGCGCAAGUUCCUCAAACUUCGCUUUUGGGGUUGGUGGAAGCUUUACACCAAGGUCAAGCCUCUGUUGCAUGUGGCUCGCCAGGAGGAAGAGAUGAAGGCCAAGGAAGAGGAGCUGCGAAAUGCACUGGAGAAGACCCAGGAGAUGAUGGAGAAGAUCAAAGACUUGGAGGAGAAGCUGGCCACUCUCUCAAAAGAGAAGAGUGACCUGGCUUUGGCCCUGGCUGGGGAGCAAGAAACAACAGCAGACGCAGAGGAACGCUGCACCCAGCUGAUGAAGCAGAAGAUCGACAUGGAGGGCGAGAUCCAGGACAUGAAGGAGCGAUUGGAGGAGGAGGAGGGCGUUGCUAGUAGUCUGAGCGGUCAGAAGCGCAAGCUGGAAGGAGAGGUCAUUGACUUGAAGAGGGAUCUGGAGGGGCUGGAGUCCACUCUGGCCAAGACUGAGAAAGAAAGACAGGUCUUUGACCAGAAGGUGCGUACACUAUCAGGAGACCUUGGCCAGAGAGAUGACCUCAUUGGCAAGCUUCAGAAGGAGAAGAGAGCUCUAGAGGAGCUUCAGCAGAAAACUCUGGAUGACCUUCAAGUGGAGGAAGAUAAGACAAACCACCUCACCAAAAAUAACAGCAAGCUCACAACCCAGCUUCACGAGCUGGAAGACACCUGGGAACAAGAGAAGAAAAUCCGUUCUGAGGUGGAGAAAGCCCGACGCAAAGCAGAGGGUGACCUGAAGAUGACCAUCGACAACCUUAGUGAAAUGGAGAGAGCAAAGCUCGAUCUGGAGGAGGUGGUCAAAAAGAGGGACUUUGAGAUCAACCACUUGAACUCAAAAUGGGAGGAUGAGCAGUCACUCAGCUCUACUCUUCAGAGGAAGCUCAAAGAGCACCAGGCCCGCAUUGAAGAGCUGGAAGAGGAACUGGAAGCUGAGAGGGCAAUCAGAGCCAAGGUCGAGAAACAACGCGCAGACCUCUCCCGUGACCUGGAGGACCUCGGGGACAGGCUGGAGGAGGCAGGGGGUGCCACCGUCACUCAGAUCGAGCAGAACAAGAAGCGGGAGGGCGAGCUUCUGAAGCUGCGCAGGGAACUGGAGGAGGCGGCGCUGCAGGCCGAGGCCACGUCCUCCGCCCUCCGCAAGAAGCACUCCGACGCCAUGACAGAGAUGGCCGAGCACAUGGAGAACCUGCAGAGGGUCAAGAUCAAGCUGGAGAAAGACAAGCAGGUCAUGAAGGCCGAGAUCGAUGACCUCAAUGCCACCGUUGAAUCCAUCCAGAAGUCCAAGUUGAACUCUGAGGCACAUGUGCGCAAGUUGGAGGACAGUCUAGCUGAAGCCAGCGCCAGGCUGGCAGAGAUGGAGAGGUCCCACACCGAGUUGAAUGCUAUAAAGGGUCGCCUGUCAGUUGAAAACAGCGACCUCACUCGUGAACUGGAAGAAGCACAGAGCAAGCUCAACCAGAUCACACGCGUCAGGGCUGCAGUGGUCACCCAGAACGAUGAGCUCAAGAGGCAGGUCGAUGAAGAGUCCAAGGGCCGCAGUGCAGCUGUGGUGGGCCUGGCUAAUGCCCGGCAUGACCUAGACCUACUGAAGGAGCAGCUUGAGGAGGAGCAGGAAGGCAAAUCCGAGAUGCAGCGCCUCAUCUCCAAGCUCAACACUGAGGUGGCCACCUGGAGGACUAAGUAUGAGACUGAUGCCAUCCAGAAAACUGAGGAGCUGGAGGAGACCAAGCGUAAACUGGCAGCUCGGCUCCAGGAGGCAGAGGAAGCUGCAGAGGCGGCCCAGGCCCGUGCUGCAAGUUUGGACAAGGUCAAAAACAGGCUUCAGGGAGAGGUGGAAGAUCUUACUAUUGACCUGGAGAAGUCCAAUGCUGCAGCUGCUGCGCUGGACAAGAAGCAACGGACCUUUGACAAGAUGAUCGCUGAGUGGAGCCAGAAGUGUGAGGAGCUGCAGGUCGAAUUGGACACCUCCCAGAAAGAGUGUCGCAACUACAUGACCGAGAUCUACAAACUCAAAACCUCCUUUGAAGAGUCACUGGAACAACUGGAGGUUGUGAAAAAGGACAACAAAACCCUUACAGAGGAGAUCAAAGAUCUUGUGGAUCAGCUUGGUGAGGGUGGUAAGAGUUACCAUGAGCUUCAGAAGGCAAAGAAGAAGCUGGAGGUGGAGAAGGAAGAGCUACAGAUGGCCCUAGAGGAGACGGAAGCUUCUCUAGAGGCUGAGGAGGCAAAGGUGGUUCGUGUUCAGCUGGAGCUGGCCCAGGUCAAAGCCGACAUUGACCGUCGAAUUCAUGAGAAGGAGGAGGAAUUUGAGAUUACAAGGAAGAACCAUCAGCGCGCCAUAGAGUCCCUCCAGGCCAGCCUGGAGGCAGAGGCCAAAGGCCGCGCUGAGGCUCUGCGUCUGAAGAAGAAGAUGGAGACUGACCUGAACGAGAUGGAGAUCCAGUUGGAUCAUGCCAACAAGAACAACAGCGAGCUGGUCAAGACUCUCAAGAGACUGCAGCAGCAGAUCAAGGACAUGCAGGUGCAGAUGGACGAGGACGCCCGUCAGUACGAGGAGCUGAGGGAGCAGUACACCCUGCAGGAGCGGCGCCUCAGCCUCCUGCAGACGGAGCUGGAGGAGGUGCGCAGCGGGCUGGAGGCCUCCGAGCGCUCCCGCAAGCUCAUCGAGCAGGAGCUGGUGGAGAUCACCGAACGCCACAACGAACUCAACGUGCAGAACCACAGCUUGACCAUCAUAAAGCGGAAAAUGGAGCAGGACCUGACCCGAAUCUCCAACCACAACGAGGAGCUGAUCAGCGAAUUCCGUGCCGCUGACGAGAGAGCUAAGAAGGCCUUUGCUGACGCCACCCGCAUGGCAGAGGAGCUGCGGCAGGAGCAGGACCACUGUAGCCACCUGGAGAAGAUCAAGAAGAACAAUGAGAUCACCAUCAAAGAGAUGCAGGUGAAGAUAGAGGAGGCUGAGCAGAUGGCUCUCAAGGCUGGGAAACGCACCAUCCAGAAACUGGAGGCCCGGGUGAGUGACCUGGAGACGGACUUGGACUCUGAACAGAAGCGUCACGUGGAGACCGUGAAGAUCCUGCGCAAGCAGGAGCGCCGCCUGAAGGAGUUGGUCUUCCAGACCGAGGAGGACCACAAGACCAACCAGCGCAUGCAGGAGCUGGUGGAGAAGCUGCAGAGCAAGCUCAAGUCCUACAAGAGGCAGAUCGAGGAGUCUGAAGAGAUAGCCAAUGCUAGUCUGUCCAAGUACAGAAAGACGGUGCAUGAAUUGGAUGAUGCAGAAGAGAGGGCAGGCAAUGCAGAGAUGGCCCUGAACAAGCUGCGCACCAGAAACCGUGCCUCCGUGGGCAAGGGUUUCUCCUCCGUGGAGAUCAUCCAGGUGUCCAAGUCUUCCUCCAAGGGCAGCUCUGAGGAAUAGAAUCCUCCCUGUACAACAGGGUGACGCACACAACAUCCCACUCAUUCUCCAUCCAGAAAGGAUUCUGCAAAAAUGAAGGGGCUGGAAGGCCAACUUGAAACUCCAAAGUCUUAACUAUUCUGUGCAUUGUGAACUGUUUUUCAAGGCCACAGUGCUUAGCAAAGAUUGUUGUUUGUGGAAGUCGUGUGUGUCUGUGUUUUGUGUAUCGUGCUCUCUCUCAUUG
This is a messenger RNA of Conger conger (European conger), 6064 nucleotides long. RefSeq names its product myosin-16-like. Gene Ontology annotation, cellular component: myosin complex. Gene Ontology annotation, molecular function: ATP binding; actin filament binding; cytoskeletal motor activity. The record is from RefSeq and is a predicted model, not a curated record. Bases 1 to 5841 code for a protein of 1946 amino acids. Lineage: Eukaryota; Metazoa; Chordata; Actinopteri; Anguilliformes; Congridae. The transcript has 42 exons.